Messenger RNA from Heterotrigona itama, 498 nucleotides. The record is from the annotation of a GenBank genome assembly. Lineage: Eukaryota; Metazoa; Arthropoda; Insecta; Hymenoptera; Apidae.
AACGACGUGGUAGAAAAAAAAAAAUAAGAAUCUGGCCUUGCGUGGAAUGACCAAGUUACUUACUCGAUUUAUCAACGAGUUAUCAAAGUCUAAUCUUUAUUUGUAUAAUGCUGAUGUUUACGGGUGCUAAUGCUAUCCAUUCAAUGGCCUACAGAAAGUAGUUGCACUUCACCUUUACAUUCGUUCCCGAGGUAGCAUAGUACGAGUUAAUGUGAACGCGAAAUUCAGCCAUUCGGAUGUGAAUUCGCUGAAACGCAUGAAGGAAGAACAUGAGGAAAGAAAUCCGGCUCGACUAACACGACUAACGCGUCUAGGAUCCUUUCAACGCGAGUCUCAGAAAAAGAAGGGCAAACGGAGUAAUAAAAUUGUGCUAUCGACCGAUUACAAAUCUAUUACCAACUCGAACACUUGUCCUCGUAAAGAGUAAAACAAGCAUGGUCGACGUGAUAUUAAUGUAAUGUACAAGUCUCUUUGAAGCAUAGUGUGUUAAAAAAUGUC